AUGGAUCUAAAGGCAAUAGUGAGUGAGACUGACCUGAUCUUCUUCAGUCUCCUGCUUCUAAUACCACUCUUCUAUCUUUACUUCAAGCACAUAUUAUCUAAAAAUCCUCCACUCCCACCAGGUCCAUUUGCGUGGCCUAUUGUAGGGAACUUUUUCCAAAUGGGAAGGCAGCUCCAUUCCAUACUAGCCAACUUAGCUAAAGUCCAUGGUCCUCUCAUGUGUCUAAGGCUUGGCACCCAAAUUAGCAUCAUUGCAUCAUCGCCAGAAGCAGCAAGAGAAGUUCUUAGGACCCAUGACAGAGAAUUGUCAGGCAGGUUCAUAGCAAACGCUAUUCCACUCAUAAACCCAAAACCCAACAACUUCUCACUUGCAGCAGCCCCUGAGUGCAACGAUUAUUGGAGGUCCCUAAGGGCUAUUUGUAAAGCUGACCUUUUUUCAGCCAAAGUAUUGGAAUCACAAAAUCAUAUAAGAGAGAAGAAGGUGAGGGAGUUGGUAGAUUUCUUGGGUUCUAAGGAAGGUGAGGUAGUGAAUCUUGGAGAGGCGAUCUGUGUUACUUAUACUAAUAUCUUGACUAAUGCAAUAUUUUCAGUGGACUUCAUGGACUUUGAGGGUAAAGACUUACUUAUUGCUGGCACUGAUUCUAGUAGCAUGGUAACUGAAUGGGCAAUGGCAGAAUUGAUGAGAAACCAAGAUGUCAUGCAUAAACUUCGUGAAGAAAUUGAAAGUGAAAUUGGCACAAAUAUUGUGAAAGAAUCCCAUUUAAGUCACCUUCCUUACCUAGAAGCUUGUGUCAAAGAGACAUUGAGAUUAUACCCUCCAGGACCACUACUCAUUCUUCAUCGUGCCUUACAAACAUGCCAAGUAAUGGGCUAUACAAUUCCUAAAGACUCCUUUAUUUCAGUUAACAUUUGGGCAAUAGGUCGAGAUCCUAUGGUUUUUAAUGAUCCAUUGAGCUUCAAACCCGAGCGGUUUCUUGAUUCAUCUUUGGAUUUUAAGGGAACUAAUUUUGACUAUACGCCUUUUGGAGCAGGAAGGAGAGGUUGCCCUGGACAACCUUUGGCUACUAGGCAAGUCCCACUUAUGUUGGCAUCAUUGGUCCACUCAUUCGACUGGUUUCUUCCAGGCAGUAUGAAAUCAACUGAGCUAGACAUGAAUGAUCAUUUUGCCAUAACACUGAAGAAGAAGCAGCCUCUGCAGCUUAUUCCUAAAAGAAGAAAAUAG
Molecule: messenger RNA, 1221 nt
Organism: Quercus lobata
Lineage: Eukaryota; Viridiplantae; Streptophyta; Magnoliopsida; Fagales; Fagaceae
Product: (S)-N-methylcoclaurine 3'-hydroxylase isozyme 1-like
Exons: 2
Coding region: 1-1221 (406 amino acids)
Molecular function (GO): iron ion binding; oxidoreductase activity, acting on paired donors, with incorporation or reduction of molecular oxygen; monooxygenase activity
Source: RefSeq, a predicted model, not a curated record